Molecule: messenger RNA, 1902 nt
Organism: Trichoderma gamsii
Lineage: Eukaryota; Fungi; Ascomycota; Sordariomycetes; Hypocreales; Hypocreaceae
Exons: 1
Coding region: 1-1902 (633 amino acids)
Source: RefSeq, a predicted model, not a curated record
AUGGAGGCGACGUUGCUCAGCAGCCUCCACACCAAGCUGGAUGACCUGGAGGGCAGGCUGCAAGCCUAUCGCUACGACCUGAUCUCCGAUUUCCAGCGCUACUACCACGACCUGCUCACCGGCGUCAACCCCAGCGUCGCGACCAGCAUCCAGCAGGCCAUUGCUCCGUCCUUUGCCAACUACCCGAUCCUGCGUCCCGAGCUGGAGGUCGCUGACUCACAACCGCAACCACCACCACCUGACAGGCCCCAACCGGCCACAUUCCAGCAGCCUGCGACGCCUGAGGCUUCUCCUCGUAUCGAAGCUCCCAACGGCUCGCACGACCGAGAGACGGAUCUGCAGGGCCUCUUCACGCCAAGCUACCUCCCGCUGCUGGACAGCUCCCCUCCCUACAACCGCCCUGCCGUGCCGGCUACCACCCCGACGACGACUUCUAUCCAGGCCACGGAUCCCUUCCCGCUGCUGCCUGCUGCCAUGGACACGCCGCCUGUCGACAACAGCACUGCCACAGAGAAUGGUGUCACCAUGGACAGCCUUGCAACCCAAGGGAACAGCGCGGCUCCCGCAGGCGGCCAGGCUCCGUCCGAGGCGAACCGCCUGGUGAGGACCGCCACCGAAGAGUCAACCUCGUCUGCCGCCUCAGACAAGAGCGAUUCCAAGGUUAUGCGAAGUGCCAUGCGACGCUCCUCCAGUAUAUCUAAACCGCCUCAGAGCCCACGACGGGUGCGGUUCGAGUUCAUGGGUGCAGAGGUGCUACCUACGUCAUCGCCUCAGCAGGUGAAAUUUAUAGCUCCCAAUCCAAUGUCGCCAGCCGCAGAUGACGAGCCAAUUGCCUCCGAUAUGAUACUUGAUGACGAUAUCAACGAGUGGCAACCUCCCCGGAAAAGUUCUUCUACAGAGGCCUUGAGGGCCUUGUCCAGGGCUCCAGCUGAAGAAGGCACCGUGUGGACUGUUGUCGAUCCUGAUGCAGAUAGGGCCAAUUCCCAUCCAGACACCCGGAAUAAGGAGGCCUCAAAGAAAUCCAGCUCCAUGGAGCAGACCAAAUCGACUAUGAAUAACCCAAGAAUAGAAGUUUCACCUGGCGCUGCCCAAAGCGAAAAUACGACGUCAUCAGAACCUAGCGCUGCCAACGGCCGUCGUUCAGAUACCAACAAGAAUACUGACGGCUCUUCAGAUGAUGAGGCUGACUAUUUGGCCAUGGGCAAACGCAAGUCUGCCGUGAAGCAGAAGUCUACGUCACCUCCAGAUACCCAGUUGCCGUUAAGAGGAGCGAGUAACGAAACUUCACCUACGGCGCCUGGCUCAAACAAAUUGCACCCCAAUGUCAAUAAUGCCUCCAGAGAGACCAGGAGUCCAGCUAUUAUGGACAAUGAGAGCUUUGAUGAUUAUGGCGAUGACGAUGACCUCUUUGAAUUCGAGCCUGCUGGCCUAAGUGCUCCCCCUAAGCCGCGUGAGAAACCAGCGGCUCCCCCGCCAGACGAGUCAUCAGAUGAUGAUGACGACGAAUUUGAGGAUGAAAUGCCAACCAUGGCUCAGUCCACUCAGCAGCCGCUUUAUUCGACAUCGCCAGCUGUUUCUAUCGCGCGGCCACAGAGGACGGAGAACGCCAUGGCCUCAGUGUCCAGGUUCCAGCCUGGGUCCCUCGGAUCAUACAAGGGUCGGCCAGUUGUCAUGCCUGUUGUACGUAAUCCUGAAGUGCACGCAAGGGCUGCCUCUUUGGGCCAAUUCAACACUUUUGUCGGAGGCCUGGAUGGCCGUAGCGGAAUGGAUGAGGGAGACCUCAGCAGCUUCCGUGCCAGCGUUGUCCAGCCUGGCUUUGCUGGUACCCCACGGAGCUUCACUGAACGCUUCAUGAUGGAAGAGGCACAGGAGGAGAGGAGAAGGAAUGGCGCCACUCGGUGA